AGUAGAACACACCCAACCUCGUCAACCACUGCUCCCAGUCCCUGUCCUUCAAAACCCGCAUUUUUUUUUUCUGUUCCUAAUCCAAAGUUACAAUAUAAUAUUUUUGUUUAACCAUAAUUGCUAUUUUUAAUUGCAACAAAGUUGGCUGCAUUUGGUGGAAAACCUUGCUGGUGAGGGGAAUUUUGUUUCAAGUCGUUGGUCUUUCACUGUCUCUAUUAUCUGAAUCAACCUUCGUGACUCGUUGUUGUGACCCGGUGAUUCGCUUGUUUGACUCCUUUUGAAGCAACCCUUUCUCUCCCUUCAGCUAUUUCCUAUGAUGGGUUUUGGAUUUUUCUGUUUGAUCCCCUGCAAUCAGUUGCUGGAACUGGGAACUGGGUUGUUGAAAUUUUUGUGAGAUAUGGUGUGUUUGGGGUUUGAUAUGGAUGAGGUUGACUCCGAAAGAUUGAAACUUUGGUUGGUUAAGAGGGUGAGACUCGGGAUUUUGUUGAGAAUUGCAUUUGGUUUGUGGGUGUUUCUCUUCUUUCUUAGUCCGGUGGCAGGUUUGAGACCCUUAAGGGACAGAACUAGUUCGUGGGGUGAUGAGUGGGUUUUUACAAGAAAAGAUGAAAGUGACUCAGGUCCAUUUUCACAAUGGAACAUAACUGGAACUUACAGAGGGACUUGGAAGUUUUUAGAUACUGCAAAUGGCUCUACCAGAUUUCCAGACAUCAGAAAAAUAAAUGGAAAUUCUGUUAUUGAAUUAGUUAGUACACCCACAAAGAUAACUGGUGUGCAUUAUGUGCAGGGGGUAGUUAUAUUCCAUGAUGUGUUUGACAAUGAAUACAAUGUUGGUGGUGCUCAAAUCAGAGUAGAAGGUGUAUAUAUUUGGCCUUAUAGGCAGCUGCGAAUGGUAGCAAACAGUGGAAAAGAGGGAGGGUUAAGUCAGGAUGGAGAUUAUAUUUUAUCUAACCCAUAUCAUCUGCUUGGAGUUUUCUCAUCUCAAGUAUUCCAAGAAUCUUCACGAAAUAAGAUGUGGAGCAGAAAGCAUUCUCCAUUGCAUGGCAUGGAGAAACAUUGCAACGUAGAAAUUGCCGCUCAGGUUUCACGAUUGUCAUCAUCAAAACAUGAAGGAGAGCAUGAUUCUUUUCAACUAGAAGGGUUAAUGGAGAGUCCGUCAGUGGAUGAUGAUGGGGACUGCUUCUCACCUUUACAGUUAAAUGCGACAUCUAUUAACAUUGAAGUUUACUAUAACAAAGCAGUGAACUAUACUUUGAUGGUUACUUUUAUCUCUUUUUUGCAAGUCCUUCUAUUAAUCAGGCAAAUGGAGCAUAGCAACACCCAAUCUGGGGCUGCUAAGGUGUCAAUACUAAUGAUUGGUCAGCAAGCUAUAGUAGAUGCUUAUCUUUGCCUUAUACAUUUAACUGCAGGAAUACUAGUUGAAUCCUUGUUCAACGCUUUUGCAACUGCUGCAUUUUUCAAGUUUGUGGUUUUUUCAAUAUUUGAGAUGAGAUACCUCCUUGCCAUCUGGAAGGCAAAUAGGCCUUUGAGCAGUGGUGAAGGUUGGGAGACAAUGAGGCGUGAGCUGUCAGUUCUAUACAGCCGUUUCUACGGGAUCCUAUUGGGUGGCAUUCUACUUAUGUAUGAAUUCCAUAAUCAUUUGAGACUUAUUCUUCUUCUUGUAUACUCCUUUUGGAUACCUCAGAUAAUCACUAAUGUUGUUCGUGAUUCACGCAAACCAUUGCAUCCUCAUUAUAUCUUAGGCAUAACUGUUACUCGGGUAGCAAUCCCAUUAUAUAUAUUUGGUUGUCCAAACAACUUCUUGCGCAUAGAACCAGAUCAGAGCUGGUGCGUUUGUUUAGUUGUAUUUGUUGGACUUCAAGCGGCAACUCUCCUCCUUCAGCACUAUUUUGGGUCCCGGUGGUUCAUUCCUCAUCAGAUUCUACCUGAGAAAUACAGCUAUUAUAGGAGGUUUACUCAAGAUACAAAUCAUGCCACAGACUGUGUUAUAUGCAUGACAGCCAUUGAUCUUUUUCCACGAUCUAACGAUUGCAUGGUGACCCCUUGUGAUCAUUUUUUCCACUCUGGUUGUUUGCAAAGAUGGAUGGAUAUAAAGAUGGAGUGCCCAACUUGCCGGCGCCCCCUUCCACCUGCAUGAAAAGAUUUCCUGUGUUUAUAUCAAUAGGAUCAACUCCAUUGCCCAACUUGAUAAUUUAGGUUGGGAUAGAAUGCAUAUUCGGUGUAAUUGCACCUUCAGUACAAGACUGAAACACGAUACUACUGACAAUUGUAUCAUGCAGUAUUGGUAUAAAUUUUUUUCACUGGUUAUGUAUCAAUAAUGUUGUACAUUAGAAAUUCUAUAUGAUGAUCUUUUGACUUCAAUCC
This is a messenger RNA of Abrus precatorius (Indian licorice), 2361 nucleotides long. RefSeq names its product transmembrane E3 ubiquitin-protein ligase FLY2-like. Bases 398 to 2134 code for a protein of 578 amino acids. The transcript is spliced from 15 exons. Gene Ontology annotation, molecular function: zinc ion binding. The record is from RefSeq and is a predicted model, not a curated record. Lineage: Eukaryota; Viridiplantae; Streptophyta; Magnoliopsida; Fabales; Fabaceae.